Messenger RNA from Olea europaea var. sylvestris, 912 nucleotides. Its product is annotated as malonyl-coenzyme:anthocyanin 5-O-glucoside-6'''-O-malonyltransferase-like. The transcript has a single exon. NCBI's taxonomy places the organism in Eukaryota, Viridiplantae, Streptophyta, Magnoliopsida, Lamiales, Oleaceae. The record is from RefSeq and is a predicted model, not a curated record. Bases 1 to 912 code for a protein of 303 amino acids.
AUGGCAACCCAAAUUGAGCACUGUGAAAUCCAACCUUCACCUGGCGAUGUGAAUGAACUGACACUACCUUUGACAUUCUUCGACCUACCAUGGUUGUAUUUCCAUCCAAUUCAGUGUCUUUUGUUCUAUGAAUUCCCUUGUUCCAAGGCCUAUUUCUUUGAAACCAUCGUUCCAAAUCUCAAAGAAUCACUCUCCCUCACCCUCGAACAUUAUAUUCCACUAGCAGGCAACAUAUUGUGUCCAUUAAACAAUGAAAAGCCUGUGUUGCGCUACAUGGUUGAGGACUCAGUUCCUCUAAUUAUAGUUGAGUCGAAUGAGAAUUUCAAUAAUCUUACUGCAAAUUACGCACGAGAUACAUAUCAGUUCUAUCCUUCUGUCCCUCAAUUGCCACCACCCAAAGAGGAAGCCGAGUACAAAAUUAUUCGAGUCUUCUGUCUACAAGUAACUUUGUUUCCAAAUCAUGGCCUGUGUAUUGGUUUUACCAACCUUCAUACUGUCGGGGAUGCAAGUUCAAUUGUAGGCUUCAUAAAGGCAUGGGCUUCAAUCAGCAAACUUGGUGGAGAUUCACAGUUGAUUGAAACCAAUUCCUUGCCACUCUUUCAUAGAUCUGUCAUUCAAGAUCCCAAUGGAAUAGGAAAUUUAUGGUGGAAUCAAUUGAAUAAUAUUCCUAUCCGAUUUUCAUCUCUGCAUUCACUUACCAAUAAGGUUCGGAACACGUAUAUUCUUCACCAAGCUGAUAUACAGAAACUCAAGGAUUCACUUUUUGCCCGAAACCCAGGUUUAGUUCAUCCUUCAUCUUUUGUGGUUACUGUUGAAAAAUGCUUCAGGGACUGCACGUCAACUUUAGUUUUUAAAUUAUUGUUUCAGAUUUUAUUAUCUUUCUUCCAGUCAAAAGUUGGACCUAGUCUAUAG